CUUGAAUGGAAUGUAGUCUUUUGCAGGUAGUCCUUGUCGUGCAACCCCACAACAGCAAAAGGUCUAGGACAAGCACACAAGGCACAACAGCACGAGCAGCAGCAGCAACAGGGGUUGUAAUGCUGCUGAUGCUGACGGUGUGAAACAAGCACGCACAGCAACAGCUGACGAAGUAACGUACCGAACAAACAAGCAAAAAGGAAGAGGGAGGGAGGACACAAGCAAGCAGGCGACAACCGGACAUCACUGCGCCACACCAUGAGUGGCGGCGAUGAAGGCAAGGACAAGGCAACAAAGCUGGCCAACAGCUUUGAGACGCAGCCAUACCUGCUGCAAGAAAUCCUCGACGGUGUCGCGGCUUACGAACAGAAGACGCAGGCAGAGCAUCUGCUGGAGGCGCGCGUCAAGGAUUCCACGGAUCAGCAGCAACAGCACCGCGGCGUAUCCAUCCGAUACGAUCGAUACCAGUAUGAAGUGCAAAAGGGAAACAACACAGAUCUUCCAGGGGAGAGGGCGCGGCGCCACUGGAAAGCGGCGUAUGCAUAUGCCAAGUUUGUGCAUGCUUUCAAAAAGAACCGCCGCCUGUGCAAGCAAGUAAUUGUGCAUUCGGUAUCACAGGCGCCGGUGGCCGCGUUCUGGUUUGGCAACAACCACAUCUACGUGGUUUUUGCCGAUGCCACCAUGUCCAUCUUCGACAGCUUCACGGGCGAGCUGCGCGGAGCACUUGCACUGAAGAUCAGUGAUGAUGCCGCCGCGACCAUCCAGGAGGCGUGCUUCUCUGACGACGGUGGCGUGCUGCUGGUGGUACUCAAGAGCAAGGCAUACACGCUCCUCCGCUUUGACACCACCCCCGACACAGUCACCAAGCUCUCGCGACGGCACUCCCUCCGCAACAGACACUGCUUGCCUGUCCACGUCCCUGCACCAGACAAGUUUGACAUUGGUGUGAAGCCACGGUGCAUGGUGGUUGGCUUCAGAAACAAGGUGGUUGCAAUUGGCACAAGCAAACACAGCGCGUGGCUCCUGUCCGUGUGGACAUUUCAUCCCAUCUUUGUUGCGGAGGCGCCGCACCGUGACGAGGUGGUUGCUGUCGCCCUCAGCCCAAAGGGGCACCACCUCGCAACAGGGUGCAAGGACAAGAGUGCGCGUGUGUUUGACCUGAAGCGGCCCGAGGAUGACCAGCUCGUAUACACAAUCAAGUGCGAACGCGUGUACGCCCUUGACUACGCACCAAACGGACGAUUCCUGCUCAUUGGCUCUGAUGACAAAAUGGUGCGGCUGGUUGAUCCCCAGAGCGCAGUGAUCAUUUACACGGUCACCGUCCACACGGAUUACGUGCGCAGUGUACGCUUCUUCAAAAAUGGCAAGUUCUUUGUGAGCAGCACCAAGAACGGAUGCGUCAACGUGUUUGACAGUGAAAGCGGACAACCGGUGUACUGCUACAAGGGCAACUCCCACGACCACUGCAAGAUGGUGCAGGUCAUUCACCGGCCAGAGGACAUUGAGGCGUCGCAGAGCGGCGGCGGCAUGCAGUUCCUGGUUGGAUCCUUUGACGCAACCACAUCGAGUGACAUCACCACCGUCACGUCCUUCAACGUCGUCGGCCACACCACGCCUGCGUCGCACCUCAGCUUCGACCUCUUCAAGAAGUCCAUUACAGUCAUGGCUUUCCACCCAACGCGGCCUUAUCUUGCCUGUGGGUCAUCGCUGGGAGACAUUCAGAUCUUCAACGUGCGCGAUGGCGAGAAGACGGCGAUGCUGAAACCGCACACCAAGACCGUCACUGGUCUGAAUUUUGUUGCAGGCGGCGUCAUGCUCCUGUCCUCGUCAAAGGACAAGACCAUCACGCUGACGUGUCUGCGAAAAUACGAGACGGUCAAGUCCAUCACCUGCCCAGCAAGCGUCGUGUGCUGCACCGUCACGAGCACAGGCGAGGAAGCGAUUGUGUGCACGGAGACGCCUCGCAUUUUGAGCGUGAAUCUACACCCAUUGUCAUCCAGUGUCUUUACGGACCGCCCGUCCUCCUCAUCCUCCUCCAAGCGGAAUAGCCAUACAGCGGCACAGAACAAACCGCAAACACCUGGAGACGACUCGGCUACUCCACCGUCACCAGAUGAGAAGGCGAAGGAGAAGGAGCGACUGCUGGAACAACUUCUCGCCGUCCGCGACACCCAAUAUGAGCUCUCCAGCAGCGCGCUCUCAAUCGCCGCCUUUCCAGGCAAACGCAGCCCAGACGCCCAUACAACUGCGCUGCAGCUCAUUGGGCGGUCGCUGGUGGUGAUGGGCCUUGAUGAAGGCCUCGUUGUCGCCUUCGACACAAACCUGGAGGAGCACAGAUGGAUCACGGAGGCGCACACCAAGGAGGUGUACACGAUUGCGUUUUCGUCAUGUGGAUCCUACGUUGCGUCAGGAUCGCGUGACAAAUCGUGCGUCAUCCUCGAUACCAAAUCAGGCUCCCAGCUGCACCGCCUUGAGAAGCACACGGAUCACGUGCGAACGGUUUCAUUUGGGCCCGAGAACCAGCUCAUCACAGGCGGUCUCGACUCCAACGCAUUUGUGUUUGACGAGAAGAGCGAGUUUGAUUCGCACAAGUUUUCUGUUCGCGAGCGACGCCUGGAUAACCCCAUUGAAAGUUCUUUGUGGGUGCCCGCUGGUUACACGAUGACGGGCAUGGUUGCUCUUGGUCUGUCGACUGGGCGGCUGGUAUUUCUAGACAUGAGUCUGUACAACCAGCAGCCAACCUUCAAGGAGGCACAGGAUCUCAUUCUGCACGACAAAGUCAACCAAUACGCCAUCGUCAAGGACAUGAUUGACAAGUUUCCGAUGACAGUGAACGUUCCUGGUGAUCAUGCCAUCACCAUCAUGCAUCGAGCGGUCGAAAACAAAGAUUCGCGGCUGCUGUCGCUGUUGCUACAGGCGGACGUGCCCAAGUUCUGGCUGCCGGCGACGGAGGAUGGGAGCGAUGUGCUCACCAUUGCCCAUCGCGUCAACGAUCGUGUCUGCGCGAAGCUGCUCCUCGACAAGUUGGUGGAUGCCAAGCGGGCUGGUCAGCUGGGCCCACUCCCCGUCGCCUGCAACCGCUUCCUCGUGAACCUCAUCAGGCUGUCACAAUCGUUCUCGGACCUUGUCGCCACGUUUCUUCAGGAGUUUGGGCUGGACGAGAGCCUGACGUCGAGCCAGGUGCAGGUGCGGUUUGAGGUGCACAAGGGCAUGUCACUCGUAGGCUCCACAUCACGCAACCUCCCCGACGUGUGGCGGAACAUCAAAGAGACGACGCGACAGGAGACGCUGUGGCAGCGGCUGAUUGGCGUAUUCAUGCCCAGCAGCGUGAUUCAGGCGCAGGCAGCCUCGCGGCUCACAGCGGCGUACAUCAGCAUCCCUGAGAUUGCAGGCAUCAUCCCCAUGCACGACCUGGAGAGCGACAGCGACGAUGAUGACGAGGGGUACACGUGCGAUGAGGGCCGUGGUGUGGGCAUGCGCGUGACGGUGCGGCGGACGCUGAGCAGCCGCAGGAAGAAGCAGAGCCGGUUCCUGUCCUUCUCAACGCCCCAACGGCUGGCGUCGCGCUCGCUGGGCAGCUCAAAGUCGCCCCGACGGUCAUUCAUGGGCCCCAUGCCCAUAAACGGGGAGAUGAUGGACGAGAGUAAGAAGUACUCGAAGCAGCAGGUGAUCAACUCUGUUCUCCACAGCUUCCUCGAGGCUGGCGAUGCGCGUCUCUUCUCAAACGUCCUCAUGAAGAAGGUACUUGCCUUCAAAUGGGAUGCAUACGCGCGACGUCUGUUCUUCCGGGAGCUCUUCAUCUAUUUCGCCUUUGUCUUCACCUUCUUCACCUUUGGCGCCCUUAUUGGCCGCAUCGCGCGCGACCCACAACCAAACGAGGACCAAUACAGCAGUCGGCGCAUCGCCACAUUGGCAAUGGCAAUUCUUGUCAUUCCACAGGCUUGCAGACAGCUCUACCGUGAGCGCAGACAGGUGCAGGUGACGCAUUCGAGUGUUUCGUUUGUGCUGGCAACGAUCUCGGACGGGUGGUCGCUGCUGCAAAUCUCCUCCUCUGUCCUGGCCAUUAUGAGCGUCAUCAUGUACGUUGCAGGCUACGACGACACCACCGAUGUUGCCGGAAUCACAAGCCUGCUCCUCUGGAUGCAGGUGCUGUAUUUUCUCCGCGCGUUUGAGGCCUUUGGUGCUCUUGUGCGCAUGAUCUUCCGCGUCCUCCUCCUCUCCAUCCCGUUCCUCACAAUCCUCCUCAUUGUGAUGGUUGGCACGGCAACCUGUUUCUUCCUGCUGUUCAGUCGCGUGCCAACGGACGACUACCUCUUCGACAGCGAAUCGCACGCCUCCAACAUCUUCUUCAACGUCUACAACGUGUUUCUACUCGGCGACAUGGGCUCGCUGCUGCUUCAACUGCACGCAUCGUCUGAUGACACGGGAGAAGACAUGGUGCAGGAUGUGGUGCGGAAGCUCGUCUUUGUCAUUCUUUCCCUCGUCGUCACCAUCUUCAUGCUGAACCUCAUGAUCAACUUGAUGUCGGAGUUUAUGAGUCAAGUGCACGAGGAAGAGGGCGAUGCGUUUCCUUAUGAAAAGGCGCGAAUCAUCGCGGAAUUGGAGCUCUCCAUGUCUGAUCGGGAGAUCAACCCAAAGAACUUUCCGCGCUGGCUCCACGCCCUCGUUUCUGAAUCGGAUGAGGGCCUGACACGGGACACGAACGAGUGGCAGGGCACCAUCACGGCCAUCCACCGCGCCAACAAGGAUCUAGUGAGACAGGUCCAGGCGUCCAUCAAACGCACGGAACAGGACAUGCGCGAAAACAUCCAAGACCUGGAGGAAACGAUGACAAAGCGACUGCUGGAUAUCCAAAAGGCACUACGCUCGCAAUUUGACGAGUCAAAGAGCUUCUCCUCAUCGUUGCACCUACCAAGUCUCUUCUCACAAUCGCUGCCAAAGCCAGCACGGGUGAGGGAGUUGACGCAACAGAACAAACAGACCAUUCACGGCUACAAGAUACUGCGGGAGCAGGAAUCCGAGCAGCAAGAGCUGCCUGUUCGGCGUCAGCAAACGCUUCCACGCCAGUUUGGCAGCUUUGAGUCGCUGCCACGACAGCUACCAGCGAUCCCACUCGCCCAUGGCAGAUCCCAGCUUUCAUCAUCGUCGCUCAGCCAGAGCAUGAGUGUUGAGGCGCACCCUGCUGCCGACAUGACUGCAGGGAUGAUGGCACCGGCAAAACCACCGCUGCCAACACCACGUGUGCAGCCGAUGCUUGGGAAGAGAAGGAAGCAUCGCUCACUCAGCUUUGACGUGGAAGUGGGAAUGGGCGCACACACGUCAUCGUCGGACGGGAGCGAUGGAGAUGAUGGCGACGGAGUCGAUGGUGGUGAUGGCAGUGCUAGCAAUGGCGAUGGCGGUGAUGGUGGGGGUGAGGUGACUCGCCGGCUGCUGCGCAAGAGUAGUGGCAGCAGUAGCACGCUGCGGAGAGCAUCAAGUGUGACCAGCAGCAGUUUCGGCGACGAUGAUGCUGAUGAUGCCGAUGGUGACUACGACCCAGCAGGGAGGAAGAAGAAGCGCGUGUCCUUUGGCUCGUCCGUCAUUGAAUUCGACACGGGCAUCGUGCGAACACUUCAAGAUGAUUUGCGCAUGCAGUCAGCCGCAUCCUCGUCAUCGUCCAUAUCACUUGCAUGCGACGCAGCCGUGUCGCCGCGACCAUCACUUUCACCAGCAACACCGGCGGCAACAACAUCAGCAAGGAUACCGACAACAACGACAGCGAAACCGACUGCAACAACGGCUGUGUCCGCACCACCAGCUCAAACAGCGCCAACCAGGACCACUCAACUGCACCCGUCUACACCCACCACACUGCCACCAAUCACAGUCCACUCGCCCACACCACCAAGAACCAACAGCAACAGUGGCAGCAACAGCGGAAGUGGUGGUGGCGGUGGUGGCGGUGGCGGUGGGGGUCGGUUUCUGAUUCGCCACCGCCGCAUUGGCGGGUCGCGCGUGUCGUAUCGCAUUUCCCCGCUGACGGCUGUUGCCGAGGAGCGAGAGAAGGAGGCGGCACUGCUACGACAGCGGCGGGGGCGCACAGCCCAACGCGAAGCUGCUGCUGGUGUUGGUGAUGACGAUAAUGGGGCUGUUGGUGAUGACGACGACGACGACGAUGAUGAUGAUGAUGAUGAUGAUGAUGAUGGUGGUGCCGUGGUGUUUGGCAGCGACGAGCGAGGAUCAGUGUUGGCGCGGCAGAUUUCACUCAAAGAGCGACAGCGCAGUGUUCGCCAGGAGCAGCCAGCGCCGCAGGAAAUGUGGGCCAGUCAGCGCAAAGGCAUCAGCAAUAGCAGCAGCAUUGGUAGCAUUGGUGAGAGACAAAAUGGAGAAGAUGAUGACGACAUGGGUGAGCGUGAGGUACGGGAGCAAGAAGGAGCAGUAAUGUUCGGAGAUGGGGAGAAACCGAAAUCGAAAUCAAUGUCGAUGAAGACGAAGAAGAAGAAGAGACGCAGGUCGAAGAAAGUGCUACCGCGCGACUCUCGACCCGAUGUGACGGAGGUGUAAUGCAGGCGACGAAGACGGCGCCUUGGUUGUGUGUCAAGUAGAAUGCUUUUGGAGGGCAGCAGAUUGUACACAGACAUGGAGGUACGUGUAGUUGUGUCUUGGUAUGUGUUUGUCUGAAUGUAUGCAGGUACGCGUUUUGUGAGUGUGUGUGUGCGUGUGUGUGUGUGUUGUAUUGGGUGGUGCAUGUCUCCCGCCUGUGCCAUGGUCUGAAGAUGGCUUUUCACGAGGAUUGUUCGCGAUUCCGCAAGGUGCUGCGAG
Molecule: messenger RNA, 6801 nt
Organism: Salpingoeca rosetta
Lineage: Eukaryota; Choanoflagellata; Craspedida; Salpingoecidae
Exons: 45
Coding region: 259-6543 (2094 amino acids)
Molecular function (GO): protein binding
Source: RefSeq, a predicted model, not a curated record